AGCAUCUUCAGGCAGUCAUUGAGCAGUGUGCAUCAACAGGAUUACCAUGAUCAAAACAGUCGCUUGUCUCCUAAUGGUCGUAGCCACCUCCCUGGCACAGAGGCGACCACCCAUCCAACCAUACGAUAACGCCAACGUCAUCCCAAUCAUAUCGUAUGUCAACGACAACAACUACGACGGAUCUUACAAAUACAGCUAUGAGACCGGCAAUGGCAUUUCAGCAUCGGAGGAAGGCUUCCUGAAGAACCCAGGCCAGAAGGACCUAGAAGCCCAGACUGCCCGAGGUACCUACUCUUACACAGCUCCUGAUGGCCAGGUCAUCACCGUCAACUGGUACGCUGACGAGACAGGCUUCCACGCAGAAGGAGCUCACAUCCCAACUCCACCUCCAGUUCCAGGAGUACCACAGGCCAACUACCCAAGAGGAAAAUGAUCGAUCUAAUGGACACGACUGAUAUGUUUUGUAUUUUUGUAUAAAAGUUUGUUUUUUGUAAAAUA
Molecule: messenger RNA, 498 nt
Organism: Nezara viridula (southern green stink bug)
Lineage: Eukaryota; Metazoa; Arthropoda; Insecta; Hemiptera; Pentatomidae
Source: the annotation of a GenBank genome assembly